Molecule: messenger RNA, 3118 nt
Organism: Ornithorhynchus anatinus (platypus)
Lineage: Eukaryota; Metazoa; Chordata; Mammalia; Monotremata; Ornithorhynchidae
Product: leucine-rich repeat-containing protein 37A2
Exons: 14
Coding region: 22-2964 (980 amino acids)
Molecular function (GO): protein binding
Source: RefSeq, a predicted model, not a curated record
GCGCGGCCCCGGCGGCUCCGCAUGUCCCCGUCCCCGCCGGUGCCGCUGCUGGUCCUGGCCCUGGCGGGCUGGGCCGCGGCCCCGGCCGACGUGGGCUCCCGGUGCGCCGGGCCCUGCCGCUGCCUCGCCGCCACCUUGUCCUGCACCGGGCUCAGCCCCGCACUGCGCCUGCGUCGCCUCCCGCGGCCCGCCGUCCGCAACCUCACCGUCACCGUCCUAGAUUUCCGGGGAAAUUCUAUUUCUACCAUUGAAGACAAAAUUUGGAAGGCCUAUCCGUGGGCUGAGAGUCUAACUCUCAGGGAUAAUGAGUUGAGUGAGCUGCACAAGGAUUCAUUUGAUGGCCUGCUGACACUGAAAUAUUUGGAUGCCUCCUGCAAUAAAAUCCAGGUCAUUGAGAAGUGUACCUUUGAACCACUCCCCUUUCUGCAGUUUCUGAACCUGAGCUGCAACCUGCUCACAGAACUCAGUCAUGGCACAUUCCAGGCAUGGCAUGGGAUGCAGUUUCUCCAGAAGUUAAUCCUCAGUCGUAACCCUCUGGUAACCAUCGAAGAUCCGUCUUUUUUUGACCUACCAUCAUUGAAAUAUUUAUUGCCAGGCUCAGCUGCGCGGCGGGCUCUGUUUCUCCCCAGAGAUAUGGAUGCCACUCAAGUGACCCUGAAGGUGAUUCAGUCCAUUCUCAUGAUGUCCCUCAAACUGAAAACCAUGAUCCUGCCUGAGAAUGUCGCCUGUUGCCUCUGCCAGUUUAAAAAGAGCAUUGAAAUUGUCUGCAAGACAAUUAAGCUGCAGUGUGACCAUCUCUGUGCCAUCAAUGCCACUCUUUGUGAUGUCAAAGAACCCCUGGAUGAGGUGAAAAAGGAGUUCGUCCAAGUUCUGGAGUCCCGAAAGAAGAACACAAGCUCCCUGCUGACCCUCCGGCCCCAGGUACUGGUCACUUCCAGCGGCAAGCUCAAGUCCACGACCCAGGCCCCCCGGCUGCAGACCCCCGGGCAGCAGGCCUCCCGGCCGCAGGGCCCGAGCAUGGACGCCCAUCUCCCCAAAGACCUGGACCUCCUCGAUGAAGCCAAUUUCCUUCUCCCCAAGCUCCUCUCCAAAGAUGGGACCAUCAGAGAGGUGGAAUUGAAACUGUUGCCUCUCAUAAGGCUGUUGAACUUGAACUUGCGGAGCCAGAUGGUGACACCGUCACCCCCGUGGCCACCUGGCCCAACCGUGGCUUCCUUGGGGCCCGGGCACCUUGAUCUGACCGACAAGGGGGAACUGCGGAAACUCUACCUCCUGACCAACCUUCUGGCAGCAGACCUGCGAGAGAAGAUUUAUAACGCUGAACACGCGGAGCGGGAGACUCUUCCCGGCUCUUCCUUCCCAGGAAACGGCCGCCCCAAGCUGCGAGGGCUGGGGAAGGACAGGAAAAGGUCCCUGCCACUGGCGAGCAGCCGGCCGUGGGAUCCGGCCGUAAGGAACCACGGGAACAUGGAGGGCUGGCACCCCGGCUUGGGGCAGGGAGCGGUCCAGAGAACAGGUGGCGAGGAGGGAAGGGGGUUGGGAGAGACAGCCCGAGGCUGGGGAGGGGUCCACUCAGAGAUCAGUGGGCCCCUUGGGCCCGAGCCCCCCGAGAAAAGGAGGGUUUCGGGGAGCCCCGGGGGGCCAAGGGUGAGACCCCCUCUCAGGGCAUCAGGGGGAAGAAAACCACCUGGGCCUGCCCUCGGCCUCCUUCUCCAGAAGCAGCCAAUGCCCAUCGGCCCUCUGACCUCCCUGCCGCAGCCCCCCUCUCUGGUGGAUGUCAGGAACCAGUCCGAUGACUUGAUCGGGAAGAUCGUGAUUGUUCUGAAAAACGCGAACAAGACGGACACGGUGAAAGCCGUGGGGCCGGAGAAGGUUCCUGAGAUGGACAUCGUGCUGGGGGAGGAGGGUGGCCCGCCGGCAGCCACGCCUUCCAGCAAGGAACCUCCCCUUCUCCAGAAGGCCAAGCCAACGUCCAGCGACAUGCCCGCGGAUCUCCGGAAGAGCCAGGCGGCGGUGAACCGAAGCCGGACCGGUGAGCGGUCGAGGGGAAAGGGGAGUAUUUCUAAAGGUGGCUCGAAUCUCAAGGGUCUGUCCUGGGAGUGGGGCCAGGGGGCCGUUUCAGAGAAUGCCUCGAGUCUUGGAGACCCCGACUCGGAGCAGGGACUGGGGGAGGCCUUUGACAGUUCUAUGCCGAACCUCCAGAAGAUGAACGAGACCCACUGGGUGUUCCACGAGGAGAAGUCAGAGCACUCCACCUUGCAGUCAGAGGCCCCGACCCCAGACAACUCCUCGGAUCAAGGCGACCAGUUCGAAAGGGACCUGGACUGGCGGCUGCAGGCGCUCAUCCCAAACAAGGCUGUGAGGAAGCUGAUCUCCCACGUGAUUCGAACCCUGAAAAUGGACUGCACGGAGCCAGGGGUCCAGCUGGCCUGUGCCAAGCUCCUUUCCAAAACCGGGCUUCUGAUGAAGCUCCUGAGCGAGCGUGAAGAGGCCGAUGGGUCCCAGUUGAUGUGGAGCUCCGGCCGCUGGAGAAACGGGGACUACUUCAACGGGAGUGUGGAUGGGAACCUAACGGAAGACGAAGAGGCCAGAGAGCUAAGCCAAGACAUUCCGAGUUACGGGUACGGCAACAAGCUUCUGCUGGCCAUAUCGGUGACCGUGGUGAUCAUGACCAUCAUUGCGGCCAUCUGCCUGAUAGAGAUCUGUUCUCAAAGAGCAAGCUCUGCGGAAGGUGCCAAGCAGACAGCAUCUUUAUGGUCCUUUCAGCAGAGCUCGCAAACGUUACCCCGGCAGACUUCAGAAAAGGACAACCAAGCUGCAAAGGUAGGGAAGCCGCUCUGGCUCAGGGAUAUGUACCGACCGCUGGAUUCCACCCGGAAGAAAAACAUGGCUCAGAAGCUGCAUGACCGAGAUUCCUCCGACGAAGAGGAGAUUUACAGCAAGGAAUCACUUCAGGCUGGAUAGAGGAAAAAUAGAAAAAAAUAAGGAAUUCGUUAAAUGAAAACCUCUCCAGAGACCUGCUGCCUUCUGAUUGAGAAUCCAUGAUCUCGAACAGUGUUUGGAAUUGCCUUUCCUCAUUAAAUGCCAGGCCUCACCUUCCUUGGGCUCCCCCUGAAAA